GAAUGAUUUUCCUUUUGUCCUCUCCCUUCCCACAUCAAAAACCUUCCAACUAAAAAACCCUUUGUCAACUUCUAUAACAACGAAACAAUUCCAACACGCCCAACAUGCCCAGUACCAUUCAUGAGACCGAUGCAACUCCUGUCGCUUGUAUCAUCUGCCUGCAAGAAAGCAUUGCUUCACCUCUGGCUUUGGCGGGGUGCGGCCAUGAGUUUUGCAAAGGCUGCUUGGAGCAGUGGUUUGAAAAGUUUGACUACGAAACCGCAGUAGCCCCAAACUGCCCCAAAUGUCGUACGGAUGCCUCCCAAAAAGAUAUUGAGAAUGUGCUUGGACGUUCUCUCAAGAGGAGUGACGCCACAAUGAGUACUAGUAGUAGCCAAGAGCCAACGCUUGGGACAACUGAAAUCGAUGCAUUCACCAGGACAUACCUGGAGGAUGCUGGAGCAAAGCAGUGUCCUGACUGUGGAGUGUGGAUUGUCAAGGAAGAAGGCUGUGACAACAUGAAGUGCCGCUGUGGUUGCUGCUUUUGUUUCGCUUGUGCUCCAGAAAUAUGUACAUGCGGAAUGCUGGGAACCUACUACGACAACGUGCUUGGAAGGGAGGAUAGUAGUGAAGAGGAAAGUGAUGAAGAAGAGAUUCAAUUGGAAAGUUUAGAAGAAGAGACAUGGAACAGCUGGGAAAGCUACACCUGUCCCGCAACGGGACGGCGACGAUGGAGGCUUCGCACGGUGACUGAACCAAGCCCACAAAUCAAUCAAACACAAUGUGGACAUGGAUAAAUAUUGCUUCCUCUCUCUAUAUAAUAUACAGUUUUCGAAUUGGCAUGUAGCAUUACUCGUACUUGGGG
Molecule: messenger RNA, 844 nt
Organism: Seminavis robusta
Lineage: Eukaryota; Bacillariophyta; Bacillariophyceae; Naviculales; Naviculaceae
Source: the annotation of a GenBank genome assembly